CUCCUAUUCGGAAUAAUAUUAUUCUCAUAAGGUUUUAUUGUAUACUAUACUGCAGUAUAAACCUAUACUAAAAUUAUAUAUAUAUAUAUAUAUAUAUAGUUAGAAAACCUCAAUACCUACUUGAAGUUGACACAUCUAUCAUCAUUCGUAACUGUCUUAAUUUAUUAUAAGUGUCGAUGAUGGCUAAUGAAAAUUCAAAAACGGACGAAAAAUAUUUGUUGGAAAAUGGCCGUGUUUUACUAAAAGAAAUGUUUGACGGGUUGGCUUAUACUUAUCCAUUAUUUGAUGUAUAUCCAGAGAAUAGAAUAGUUGGAUUAAAAUUGAAAUCGGAAAAACGGGUUUGUUUACUUGGUGGCGGUGGAUCUGGACAUGAACCAUAUCCAUUUGGAUAUAUUGGUGAUGGGAUGUUAUCCGCGUCCGUAAGUGGUUACGUGUUUACUUGUUGUUCAUCUCUAAAUAUUUACCAGGCAAUCAAAUAUUUAAAUAAUUACAAUUGCAAUGGAGGCGUUUUACUAAUUGUGGCGAAUUAUACUGGUGACGUAUUUAAUUUUGGAUUAGCCUGUGAAAAAGCGAAAAAAAUUGACAAUAUUAAUGUAGCCGAGUUAAUAGUCAGUGAUGAUUGUUCAAGACCCGGUGGAAAAGUAGGAAAAAGAGGCAUGUGUGGUUUAUUGUAUGUUAUAAAGAUAUUGGGUGCACUGGCUAAACGAGGUAGUAGUAUUGAAGAUUUAUUGUGUCUGGGUAGAAACAUCAACGAAAAGCUAGCAUCAAUUGGAAUAAGUGCAACUUCAUGUAAUGUACCAGGUGAAGAUCCAUCAUUUUUACUUCAACAAGGAGAAUUUGAAUUUGGAGUCGGAUUGCACGGGGAAGCAGGGACUUCAAGAAUUAAAGCAUAUGAUGUGAAAGAGUUGAUCCGUUUAGCAGUAGAUAAAAUUUGUAGCACCCUAUGUUUGAAAGAAUUCAGCAUAAUUUGUUUGAUUGUGAAUAAUCUUGGAUUAGUAUCACACAUAGAGUUAGGUGCAUUGGCUAAAUACACUAAAGAAUAUUUUGAUGAACUUAAAAUAGAAGUAAGCCGUAUGUUUGUGGGAACAUUUAUUGUAUCUCUCAAUAUGUAUGGAUUUCAAUUAAGCGUUAUUGAUGUGAGUGCCAAUCAAGAAUGGAUUAAUUAUAUAGAUGAAGAAACAUCAGCUUUUGCUUGGCCGGGUAAUCAUAUGAGCAUCAAAACAAUCGAAAAACAGAAAUCAGAAAAUAUAAAAAUUCCAAAUAUUGAUGAUAUUAAUCCUAAAUUAGGUGUAUAUAUAUCAGAAAAAGCAAGUUUAAUAUUAAAAAGUAUAUUGAAACAAAUUGGGGAAGAUCUAUUGAAAAAUGUUGAUGUCUUAAACAAACUAGAUCAGGAAAUUGGAGAUGGUGACAAUGGUUCAACUAUGUCACGGUUUGCAUCAGAAUUACUUACCGUUCUAAACAAACUUCCAUUAAACUAUCCGGCUAGUGUUUUGUAUUCUUUGGCAUUCAUUUGUGAAGACAAAAUGGGUGGUGCCUCUGGAGCUCUUUAUAGUUUGUUGUUGACUGGAGCUGCUGGGCAUUUAUCUUCAAUUAACUACUUAGACUGGACUGGAGCUUUGAAGAAUGCACUAGAUACAGCUAUGAAAUAUUCAAGUGCAAGAAAAGGAGAUAAAACCAUGUUUGAUCCAAUAAUUGCAAUAUAUCAAGUGUUCCAAGAAUAUGAAGACUUAAGUUCUAAACAAUAUACAACGGUUUUAGAAAAAGCAUUACAGCAUGUACAUGAUGUUUGCAAUGAUGUAAAACAAAUGAAAGCAGAAUUUGGGAAAGCUUCGUAUGUAGAAAGUGUUACUUCUGUUGGUAAAAUGGAUGCUGGAGCUCAUGGUGUAGCUUUAUGGUUUAACGCCAUAUGUACUGCUUACAUGAAUACAUCUGAAUAAAUUUUAUUUCAUAAUAAUCAUCAGUUUGAGUAGUUUUUGUUGUAUAUGGUGUUUCUAAAAUGAAUGAGAUUUUUUUUUCAAAUUACUUUUAGAAUAUUAUUUUAAAUGAUAACAUAAACACUAAUUGUAUUUUUUGCAAAAUGCUCAUAUGAAUCAAGAUAUUAUAUAAUUUUUGCUCUUGUCACACGUUUUGUAUGUAUGUUAAAUGACUACAAAUAACCACCCCCAUUGUUAAUGUUGCAGUGUUCUUAUACAAAUCAAUGUGUCACGCCACUUUUUUUUUGUUUAGUCGGUGAUUUGAGUGUAAAAUCACACGACAAGUGAAAAACUAAUAACAUCUCAAAUAAUGGUUAGUUAAAAAAUAUAACCAGAGUGCUUAGUUUUUUAUUUAUGAUAAUAUUCUAAAAAUAAUUUUAAAAAUCCAGAUUUUUAAGGUAGAAAAUAAAUUUCAUUAAGUGAUCAUAGUAAGUACACGUGUACUAGUGACCUCGUCCAUUCCAGAAACGCCUCGAAUAUUAGAUUAUUUAAUAGUUUUUUACCAUUAUUAUAUUUAAAUGUAUACAAAAUUAUAUUUAAGUAAAGUGAAUAAAACAAUAUACAUACAUUUAA
This is a messenger RNA of Aphis gossypii (cotton aphid), 2546 nucleotides long. Its product is annotated as PTS-dependent dihydroxyacetone kinase 1, dihydroxyacetone-binding subunit DhaK-like. Gene Ontology annotation, molecular function: glycerone kinase activity. Gene Ontology annotation, cellular component: cytosol. Gene Ontology annotation, biological process: glycerol catabolic process. The record is from RefSeq and is a predicted model, not a curated record. Bases 177 to 1937 code for a protein of 586 amino acids. The transcript is spliced from 13 exons. Lineage: Eukaryota; Metazoa; Arthropoda; Insecta; Hemiptera; Aphididae.